This is a messenger RNA of Myiozetetes cayanensis, 3469 nucleotides long. Its product is annotated as thiamine transporter 2-like. The transcript is spliced from 6 exons. Gene Ontology annotation, molecular function: thiamine transmembrane transporter activity. Lineage: Eukaryota; Metazoa; Chordata; Aves; Passeriformes; Tyrannidae. The coding region runs from base 134 to 1612 and encodes 492 amino acids. Gene Ontology annotation, biological process: vitamin transport; transmembrane transport. The record is from RefSeq and is a predicted model, not a curated record. Gene Ontology annotation, cellular component: plasma membrane.
GGAAAAGCAUAAAACCCAAACAGAAUCCAGUAGCUGCAAUACACACAGUCCGGCCAGAAGAAAGACUGGAAACACCAAAAGGAGACUUUUCCCCUGGAAGUAAGAAAGGAAGAGCUCCAGCAGACAAGAGGCCAUGGGCUGCUGGAAGCAAGAGAAAAGGAACACCUGGACUUUCCCCACCCUGAUCCUCUGCCUCUAUGGAUUCUUCUACAUGAUGAAACCAUCAGAACCUUUCCUAACACCCUAUCUAACAGGACCAGAUAAAAACCUGACCGUGGAUGAGGUUACCAACCAGAUUUUGCCUGUUUGGACGUACUCCUACCUGGCCCUCCUGUUCCCAGUCUUCCUGCUCACGGACUACCUGCGCUACAAGCCCGUCCUCCUCCUCCAGGGCAUCAGCCUCGUCCUCACCUGGCUCCUGCUCCUCUUCGCGCACGGAGUGCUGGCCAUGCAGCUGGUGGAAUUCUUCUACGGGAUGGUGACGGCCACCGAGGUGGCCUAUUACGCCUACAUCUACAGCGUGGUCAGCGCCCAGCGCUACCAGAGGGUGACGAGCUACUGCAGGAGCAGCACUCUGGUGGCAGCCACCGUGGCCGCCGUGCUGGGACAGCUGCUGGUGUCCUUGGCAGACGUGUCCUACUUCUACCUCAACGCCAUCACCUUGGCUUCCGUGUCCCUGGCCUUCCUGUGCGCCUUUUUCCUCCCCAUGCCCCAGAAGAGCAUGUUCUUCCACAGGAAAGACGCCUCCCAGUCCCUCCCAGAGCCCCAUCGGGUCGCGGCUCCGGCCGCUUCCGACCGUCCCUCCACCCAAGAGGACACGAGCUCCGACUCUGCCGGCAGGGGCCCAGCCCCCCAACAGCAGCCUGGCAAUGCCAAGCCCCACAGUCACCUGCUCAGAGUGCUGGUGCAGCUGAGCAGGGACCUGAGGGAUUGCUACAGCUCCAGGAAACUUCUCUACUGGUCCCUGUGGUGGGCUCUGGCUACGGCCGGCUUCAACCAAGUGGUGAAUUACAUCCAAGUGCUGUGGGACUUCCGAGCCCCCUCCCACAGCUCUGCCGUGUACAACGGAGCUGUCGAAGCACUGGCAACUUUUCUGAGCUCGGUAACAUCUUUCCUAGUGCAAUACGUGAAAAUUAACUGGGACCUCUUUGGAGAGCUGGCUUUAGGGAUCUUCUCUGCAGUAGAUGCUGGUUCCCUGCUUCUCAUGCACUACUCUACCAACAUCUGGGUGUGUUAUGCUGCCUAUCUCAUUUUCAAGGCCUGCUAUAUGCUCCUCCUGACAGUAGCAACGUUCCAGAUUGCCAUCAACCUGAGCAUGGAACGCUAUGCCCUGAUGUUUGGAUUCAACAACUUCAUUGCCCUGCUGAUUCAGACCAUUCUCACAAUAGUUGUUGUGGAUUCGAGAGGCCUGGGGCUGGACAUAGUGACUCAGUUUCUAAUUUAUGGCAGCUACUUUGCAGUCAUACAUGGGAUUUUCAUGAUCAGAAGCAUUUGUGUGCUUGUCUCAAGCAAAUGCAAAAGGAAAAUAACAAGAUGUUGCAAGGAGCAGCUGAACCAUGCUGAGCACGGAUCCAGAGAGCAGAUUGUCACAGGCUAUUUGACACGGCUGUAGGAGGCAGGCAGGCUCCUUGGCCAGGCCCUCCUGGGAGAAGAGCUCAGGCUGCAGCGUGCAGGGAACAGCAGUGCAAGAAGAACGUGCAACACAGCCCCGGAAAGCUGCACUGAAUCACUGCAGCACUUCAGCACAACAGAUGCCAGCUCAGAACUCACAUAAUGGCCCUGUGCCAAGAACAAAAGCUAAACUGAUUUAGAUUCUUAUUUACCUGCCUGUAAAGAGCUUAACAGCAGUAAUUUAUACACAGAAGCACAACAACCACCUUUGCAUCUCCUCCCUGUGCACAACAGCACAGAUUGGAGUUCACCCUGCCUGGCUUGCUGUGCCUCCCGCGUGCGGCGCUGGCAGAGCUGCUCCCAUCUGCCUUUGUGAAGGGUCUGUCCCCCCCUUUGCACAUCCCUUGUUCUGAGUCAGGGAGCAAAGGAUUGUGUCUGCAUCAUUAUCUCCUCUCCCACCCGAGUGCAGGCAGAAGGGCUGACAGGCUCCUCCUGCCCAGUGGAACAGCCCCCGUCACAGGGGCCUCGUGCAGGGUUUGCACAGCCCAUCCCAGGGCUUUCACUCCAACACUGCUGUUGUUGCUCGACCCACAUUUGAAAGCUGCAAACACUUCACUGACUUCACAGAAACCUCCACCAAGAAACGUCCAAAUCCAAACAAAAUUAAAAAGCCCCUCUCCUUCGCUCGUGCUUCCAGUAAAGUUAAAUUCAGGACUGACUGGCUUUCUGUUUCAACAAGAAAAGAAAAAACUAUCAAGGGGCUUAAGUAGCAUGGACUAAAACUACAGAAGUACAUUGUGGAGAAAUAUGACUGAUUCCACACAGGAAAAUUCCAGAUUAACAGGAAUAUCCAAGAAGAUUUAUAACUGAAACAAACAGCUAGCAUCAUGGGUGCUUUUGAAUGCCAAGUGAGGCAGAUCCACUGAUCUUGGCCAAGAAUUUGGCAGGGUCAGCAUCUCAGAAUUUAUCAAGAAGCUUCAAGUCCUACAGCUAAUUUAGUCCAGCACAGAGGGCAGUUAGUCAAGGAGAAGAAACAAGGGACUAUAAAUGAAUUUUCAUGGUGAAUGCCUAAUCUAAUAUGAUUGAUAUCCAUGUGCUAAAGCUAUUCCUGUACUGUUUGCUUCUAGCUUCUAAUACCUACAACCUAAGUAAUAAAAAUAGAAAACACCUAGCAUUUACAGAAUAAUAUUUUUCCUGUAGAGGCACAAGCUAUCAUUUGUACAGACAUACCUGCUUUUUAUACCAGUCACACAUUGCAACCAGACAAAGUGCCCAAAGAGGUGAGGGCAGGCAGGAGAGGAGCAAUUUGUCACAAGUCACAAGAAGAAUCAGUGGGAUCUGACCAAAUGAACCUGGCUACUUUUUUAGGCCUUUUGUUUACUGUUGUGCAUUGUGUGGACAUUCUCUGCUGUAAACUGGCUCUAAGCAGAACAGUUUACUCAAUACAGUCAUAAAAUCAGGAGGUGUAUUUAGUUUCCAUUGAGCAGGGAGUAUCUUUUAUUAGUGCAGAACUGAGAGGACAAUAAUCGUGCCUGAAGAAAGAGGGACAGAGUCCAGGAGAGCAAGGACUAUUUUGUUCUAUUCUUUCCUUGUGAGGAGGAAUCUUCUUUCGAGGCACUUAGUUCAGAAGUAGGUGCCAGUCCUUGACUAGAAGUUAAAUAAGAGUUUGUGUUUAAAUGAAAAAGGAAGAACUUGAUAUUUUCAGCUCCACAGUCUCAAACUGCCUUUGAUACGUAAAGUUAACAAAUAUUUCCAUGCAUCUGACAAAAGGAAUCAACAACAUGUGAAAUUUUUUUUAUUAUUUUAAAAAACAAUGCCAGUAGUUGGCUGCAGGAAAGGAGCUAGAAAAACUGGUAGA